Molecule: messenger RNA, 381 nt
Organism: Symbiodinium pilosum
Lineage: Eukaryota; Dinophyceae; Suessiales; Symbiodiniaceae
Source: the annotation of a GenBank genome assembly
AUGGCAUCUUUCAUCCCGAGAGCAAAGGACUUGAUCACGGAGGAGGACAUCCAAACCUGGGUCUCUGCAGGCGUUAGAGCAGCAAUGCCUUUGAUGUUCACUGAGACACGUGAGCUCCUGCUGUUCGCAAUGCAUGAGCACCAGCGUAUCUUGGAAGAGCAGACUCGAGCCAUGAGGCAAACUUUGGAGGUGCAGUCUGAGGCCAUGCAGUACACCAUCGAGACCCAAGGCCGGCAAGUGAGCCGCCUCAUCGCCUUUGGUGGGCUAACCGCCAUCUUCUCGAAGUUUUGGCAAGACAUCCCCGCCUGGCUCCGAGACAAGCGGUGGUCCCUGGCUGCAGCCUACGGCGCGGGAGUACUCGCCAUCAUCUUUGGAGUCUAA